Messenger RNA from Anoplophora glabripennis (Asian longhorned beetle), 3042 nucleotides. It is a transcript of the gene REPTOR, whose product is annotated as protein CREBRF homolog. Bases 635 to 2380 code for a protein of 581 amino acids. Gene Ontology annotation, cellular component: nucleus. Gene Ontology annotation, biological process: regulation of transcription by RNA polymerase II; response to unfolded protein. The record is from RefSeq and is a predicted model, not a curated record. Lineage: Eukaryota; Metazoa; Arthropoda; Insecta; Coleoptera; Cerambycidae. Gene Ontology annotation, molecular function: RNA polymerase II transcription regulatory region sequence-specific DNA binding; DNA-binding transcription factor activity, RNA polymerase II-specific. The transcript has 9 exons.
UGCAAAGUGAAGGACGUUUAUUAUCUGACGCUACAAAGAGUGUUUUGACGUCAGACAAAAUCGGAAGUGUUUUCAAUAGAGUGUGCCAGGUCCACAGAAAAGUAAAAACAUAUUUAUAAUAAGUACACCAAGUGUGUAACUUAUACAAAAAUUUCCUUUAUUUAUCUUCUAAUUUUCAUUGUGAGGCCCGUGUGUUGACGUUGCAAAAUUCCUGAAAGGCCUGUACCACUCCGAAAUCGCAAUGUGACUGGUCGCGUUGUGAGAUACUUUGCUGUGAUUGGUUUAAAAAAUUGAUUAUGUAUGUCCAUGUGACCUUUGGGAGCCUCAAUAUUUUUUACAUAUUUUAGUGUGCUGUGUAAAACAAAAACUUCCCUCGUUCAGUGAGUAUUUGCAAAAUUGUGAAAAGUGGUGAAAUCGGAACAAGUGACUGAUUGUUUCUCUCGUGGCGUUUAAACGCUUGGCCAACAAUGCCGAGUCAUGGUGGUGUGUAAAAGCAUGGUGGAUAUAAUUUAGGUGUAUCAAUAUCGUGGGAAAUUAUAAAUAUAUUUAGUUGGUAUGUGACAAACUCUUUAAGUGUGGAUAUUUUUGUAACGUCAUAUAGAGAACUAUUUAAAUAUUUUCUGAACCUCCAAAAAUGAGCGAUUUCAGUAGAGACUUCUUCUUAGAUUCAGGCAUCACGAUAAAGCAAGAGCCCCUGAACGAUACCACCAUGAUAAACACUUCGGCUAGUGUCCCUAUUCCCUCAAAACGGGAGGCCGGGGACUACCGAGACUUCGGCAUUGACCUAGAAAAUUCUCAGUCCCCUUUAUACGCCGACGUUGGCCUCACGGGCCAGAUACAGACCACCGACAUUUAUGGUGGUAAUAUUUACUGGGGACAUAAUAGGAUAAUAGAUACUGACGAGAUGCUGAAGUCUGAAGCUCUCAUACACAUGGACGAUGAUGAUAUUUUCCAAGUAGACAAAGCCGAUUUGAUUCAGGGGCCUACUCUGGCUGAGUUGAAUGCCAACGAUGAGACUUUAUUAGGUAAAAGAUAUGGUGAUUUGAACUUUGACGAUUUGUUACUCCCCGAAGAGAGUACAUACAUAACCUUAGGUAAAAAUACGUAUGGUCACACGAAUACAAAUCAUAUGAAUAAUAACCCAGUUACGUCAGCGUCAUCUUGCCCACCCCAAGGAAUGUUGUAUUACAAGGAAUUGGACUUGCCUUCUAGUGUUCCAACAGGUAACUUCGAUCACUACAAUUCGAAGACGCCAGUGUCCGCUCUGUCUCCAGGCAGUCAAAACAGUUCAAGUUCAUCAAUUAUUCAGACAUCCUCUCCCAUACACGUCAGUAACUUGCAGCAGAAGCACAGCACCUUACACGAGCUGUUGAUGAAAGGGGAGAACUAUGUAUCGCCAGAUCGAUCGAUUCUAGGGCAAUCCGUUCCCGGCAGGAACACGAGCUUGCCAACUCAGAGCAUCAGGAUACCCCGGGGCCAUAAUUCUAGGUUAUCUUCCUCUGCGCCGACACACCUGGGGCUGGAACAAAUAUGGCAGCGACGCGAACCAAGGAAACACCUCUUAUCAACAAGUUCGCAGGCAGAAGCGGGAUCUACCUCUUCGCUAUCUACGGGUGGCAUACUGAGCCCUGACCCGCCGGACUUUUCUCACGAUGAUGAAAGCGAUGAAGAUAGCGAUGGGCACUAUGAAGAUUUCUCCUCUGAUAACGCUGACUCGGAUGACGACGAUGAACAUGGGGGCAAGUCGGCAAGCAAGAAGGAACGUUAUUUCUGGCAGUACAACGUUCAAGCUAAGGGACCCAAAGGGCAACGCUUAGUGAUGAAGUGUAAAAUGGAAGACCCGCACUAUCUCAACGAGAUAACCGACCCGGUGUUCAGCCCCGAUUGCUCCGUUAGAGGGAUUAAGCAUAGCGGAAAGGCUAGAAAAGGUGAUGGGAAUGAUUUGACUCCAAAUGCGAGGAAACUUUUCAAUAUAGGGAAGGAAUUGGACAAGUUGGGUAGAAUCAUAAACGAUAUGACGCCAGUGAGCGAGCUGCCUUUCAAUGUGCGUCCCACUUCCAGGAAAGAAAAGAACAAGCUGGCUUCUAGGGCUUGCAGGCUGAAAAAGAAAGCUCAGCACGAGGCUAAUAAGAUCAAAUUGAGUGGCUUGGAGUCUGAACACAAACGCCUUAUUAAUGGUAUUUAUCAGGCUAAACAAAUUCUGGCAGCAAAAUUAUCAGAACAGGCUCCCGAUAGACAGGAAGAGCUGUCGAUGAAUUUGGAUAAGAUUUAUAAAAACUGUACCAUUAAGAUAGCCGGUCACACUACGGAAUAUGUCAAUAAGGUUCUGGACAAGGUGAGGAAUGGCGUCCACACCACCGGUGCCGCCGAAGACUUAUAGACGGGCGUGAAGCCUCCCAAUAGAAUCUCAGCGCCGCGUUAGACGGCGGCAGACGGUAAGGUAGGAAGGGACGGGUCGUGUCCGUAAUAAAACUUGUAUAGUGCGGAGCUAGAAUUGUAUAUUUUUAUUAAACAUUUAGUACCGAUAGUACCUACACUAUAGCUUUAAUUGUUAUUUAUAACAUGUAACAGAUCAAAUAAUUCGUAGGUUACCUACUAUAUGUUCUUUCUUGUUUUUUAUUUUAGGUGUUUUUUAUCAAAGCGAGGUGUAAUAAUGGGGGUGGUCAGUAUAUAGGGAAGGUGUUACUUUUAGCAGAGUUACACUUCGCUUUUUGUAAAAAUAUGUCGUAAUUUAUAAAAGGUGUUUUUCGAAGCCUCUAUUUUUCUUUUCUGUACAGGAUAGUUGUGUUUUGUGUGCCUCGCUUCUUUUUAACAUAUUUAAAAAAAAUGUAUAUACUGAACUUUUUUUAUUUCUGAAAAGAUAUGGAAUAUGUGCUCAUUUAUCGUGACAUUUAAAACACUUAUCUUGUACAGUAAAUGUUCCCAUCAUGGUUGAUUACAACUACUUAGAAAAUUUUAUUUAAUUUGUUUACCGUGAUGUUAGCUUCUCUAAUUGUACAUGAAAUGGGCCUGUUCCUGAAUAAAACGUAUUUGAAAUAAUAA